This is a messenger RNA of Aethina tumida (small hive beetle), 5309 nucleotides long. Its product is annotated as guanylate cyclase 32E. The record is from RefSeq and is a predicted model, not a curated record. The transcript has 23 exons. The coding region runs from base 91 to 3948 and encodes 1285 amino acids. Gene Ontology annotation, biological process: cGMP biosynthetic process; receptor guanylyl cyclase signaling pathway; protein phosphorylation. Gene Ontology annotation, cellular component: membrane. Gene Ontology annotation, molecular function: guanylate cyclase activity; peptide receptor activity; ATP binding. Lineage: Eukaryota; Metazoa; Arthropoda; Insecta; Coleoptera; Nitidulidae.
UGCCACGUGCGCGUGUUCCAAAACGUGUGCGAAUUUUUUUUUAUUUUUUUGGAAGUUGGAAGUUUAGGAUUUUUUCUGAAAACCAGAAUUAUGUACCUGUCCGGACUGUUGCUGCUGCUGCACUUAAGGACGUCGUUCACGGAAACGUUCACGAUGGGCUACCUGACCGGAUCGCAGCGACGUGCUGGAGACCUCGAAUACCCGAGGCCCGGCCUCCAAAUCUCCGGAGCCAUUUCCCUUGCAGUCGAAGAAGUGAAUAACGGUCCGUUGGGCAGGAUGGGUCAUCGUCUGGAUUUCAUCGUGGCCGAAACGUACGGCGAGGAAAUAAUCAGCGUGCAACGAACCGCCGACCUGUGGACGAAGAACGUUUCGGUCUAUAUUGGGCCGCAGGAGACCUGCGAGCACGAGGCUUUCAUGGCUGCAGCUUUCAACGUACCGAUGAUUUCCUAUUUUUGCACACACUACGCCACAUCGGACAAAUCGAAGUUUCCCACGUUCGCCAGGACCCGACCGCCCGACACCCAGAUCUCCAAAUCGGUGGCGUCUGUGCUCGUCGCCUUCAACUGGACACACGUGGUACUUCUGUAUCUAAAGUCACCGGAUUUUGAGUUCGGCAACAUAGCAAAGAUCAUCCUCCAAUCGCUGGCGUCGGCGGGUGUGACCGUGAUAGCAACGAAAUACUGGGACACCCCGUACCAUCACGGCUACAUGGAGAACCCCUUUCACAAACUGGUGGAGGAAACCUACAGAGAUUGCAGAAUUUUCGUUAUUUUGGGUCACCACUACGAGCACUUAGGUCUUAUGGUCGCCAUGGAGGAGAAGAAGCUCUUCGAUAAAGGCGAGUAUUUCGUCGUGGGAGUGGAAAUCGAACAGUACGAUAACGAAAACCCCAAGAAAUACCUGCAUGCACUUUUGCGGGACGACGUCGACCCCGUGGCCGAGAGGGCGUACAGAAACUAUCUGGGCGUCGUGCCCUCGAGCCCGGUCGGCUUCGAGAACUUCACGCAUCUGGUGAACUCGUACAUGGAACGGCCGCCGUUCAACUUUCCCAAUCCGCUGAUCUACUUCGGGGGCGAGAAAAGAAUUAAAGCGGAGGCGGCCUAUCUGUACGACGCGGUGCAUCUGUACGCGAAGGCUUUGAUCGCCGUUCUCGAGGCGGGCGGAAACGUCAGGAACGGAACGGAGAUCAUAGACUGCAUGAAGGAGACCCAGUACAAAAGUGCGAUGGGUUACAUCGUUUACAUGGACGAGAACGGCGACGCCGAAGGCAAUUACACAUUGGUGGCGAGGAAACGAACAGAAGACGGAGACAAGGAUGAGGAGGGUAGUUACGGAUUGUUCCCCGUCGGGGUGUUUGCGCUAAGAAGGACACAGUCCAGAUUACCGGUGCUGUACAUGACCGACGAAAUAGACUGGGUAACAGGGAAACCGCCGAUCGCAGUGCCCCAAUGCGGAUUCCGCGGCGAGAAAUGCAUAACACACACAAUGGAAAUUACGACGGGCGUAACCGGCGGGAUUUGUCUCAUAAUUCUGAUCAUAUCGCUCGUCCUCUACCGGAACUGGAAGUACGAACAGGAGCUGGACAGUCUUUUGUGGAAAGUGGACUUCAAGGACAUACAGAUAAACGAGGAGACGAACGUGAACGCAGCAGGAACGAAAAUCACCAGAUCCAUCCAUCCUUUGAUAAGGACGAGCCAAGUGUCCUUAAGUUCGAAUCCAGACGCCGAUUUCCGAUACUCGACGAUAUUCACCCAAAUCGGGAUUUACAAGGGACGUGUUUUCGCAAUAAAGAAAGUCAACAAGAAAUCCAUCGAUAUUACCAGGGAGAUGAAGAAGGAACUUAAAAUGAUGAGAGACUUGAGACACGACAAUCUGAACGCUUUUAUCGGCGCUUGCACGGACCCUCCAAAUAUUUGUAUUGUGACGGAAUAUUGUACCAGAGGAAGCUUAAAAGACAUCCUGGAGAACGACGAUGUAAAGCUGGACAACAUGUUUAUUGCUUCUUUAGUAGGCGACAUUUUACGGGGAAUGAUUUACCUGCAUGAUUCACCGGUGCGAUUCCACGGCGCCUUGAACACCUCCAACUGUCUGGUGGACUCGCGCUGGGUGGUGAAAGUGGCCGACUUCGGGCUGAGGGAGUUCAAGAGGGGAGCCGAAGAUUUAUCCCUCAAAGAGUCCAGUAAAAUACGUGAAAAAUGCUACAAGUUACUGUACAGAGCGCCCGAACUGUUGCGAUGUCCCGAUACGUUCUCGUCCUGCGGCAAGGAUUCGAGCUGGAGCGGCAGCCAGAAAGGGGACGUCUAUUCAUUCGGCAUCAUUUUAUACGAACUUCACAGCCGGCACGGACCGUUCGGUGAUCUGGAUCUGAACGCCGCCGAGAUCCUCAAUCGCGUUAUCAACUGCAGCAAUCCAUUAGCGCCUUUCAGACCGCCUUUAACGGCUCUGGAAACGAGCUUCGACUUUGUCAGGGAUUGUCUGAAGGAGUGCUGGAUGGAAAAUCCGGAUGAACGUCCGGAUUUUAAAAGUAUACGGACCAAGUUGCGUCCGCUACGGAAAGGAAUGAAACCCAACAUUUUCGAUAACAUGAUGGCGAUGAUGGAGAAGUAUGCUAACAAUUUGGAAGUUCUAGUGGACGAACGAACCGAUCAAUUACAGGAAGAAAAAAAGAAAACAGAGGCCUUGCUGUACGAGAUGUUACCCCGACCUGUCGCCGAACAGCUGAAACGGGGCAAUAAAGUGGAAGCCGAAAGUUUUGAUUGUGUUACGAUCUAUUUCAGUGACAUAGUCGGCUUCACUGCCAUGUCAGCUGAAAGCACCCCUUUACAGGUUGUAGACUUUUUAAACGACUUGUACACAUGUUUCGACUCGAUAAUCGAACACUACGACGUAUACAAAGUGGAGACAAUAGGGGACGCAUACAUGGUUGUGAGUGGGCUACCAAUUAAAAACGGCCAUCAGCAUGCAGCCGAAAUUGCCACCAUGUCCUUGCAUUUACUUGCCGAGGUGAAGAACUUCGCCAUCAGACACAGGCCCAACGAGAAACUAAAGCUCAGAAUAGGCAUCCAUUCAGGUCCAGUUUGUGCUGGAGUGGUCGGUUUAAAAAUGCCCAGAUAUUGCCUCUUUGGUGACACCGUCAACACAGCAAGUCGAAUGGAAUCGACGGGAGUUCCCCUUAAAAUCCACUGUAGCAAAGCGUGCCAGGAGCUCUUAGUAAAGAUAGGCGGUUAUCACUUGAUCGAACGUGGUUUGGUGCCAAUGAAAGGUAAAGGAGACCAAAAAACCUACUGGUUGGUGGGUGAGGAUCCCCAAUACAAAAAGAUGAGGAAAGAAGAGCGUGAAAGCAGAAGGGCUCUUUUAGACGGCAGGAAAACAACUCAACUGGACAGCAACGGCCACUACAUCAUAACCAGAAGCUCGCUGAAGAACAAGAACAGCAUAGUCAAGAGUCCCAUACCCCGUUGCUCCUCCUUCGAAAGCCCCAAGAGGCUGAGGUUCGCCAGCGGCGACAAUUUGGAGAAAAAGAACGACGUCAAGCAUCUAGACGUGAUCUCCGAUCAAAGUCCCUGCAAGAAAUCGGCCUGUUCCCUCGUCGAAAACUCCCUGAACGACUGCAGCGAACAACUGAGGACGUCCUCCACGUCCUGUCCUUGCAUAGAGAACCUGGCCAAUUCCGCAGCCACCUUGGCGCAUUCGCAACUCUCGGUGUUGUGCAAGGACGAAAAGUCCCACAAACUGUCCAAGCCCUCCUGUUACAGCGUACCCAUGUUGUGCUCUCAGCUAUCUCUGCCCCAUUUCCCGCUAAUUCACACCCUGUCAGCGCCCGCAAGUCCGCGAAAACAAGACCUGUUGCUCUCCAAAUAUCCGGAAUGCGACGAAGUUAUACCGUGGGCGGAUUCGGCGCCGCUGUUGAAGAUCACCAAACCCACGGAUUCGGAGACGUGCGUUUGAGUUGGUGAACGUGAUCCAACGGUCUAGUCAAAUUUAUUUAUUAAUUAAGCUCAAACAAAUCACAAAAUAAUUGUGCGAAUGGCGUUCAGCUCAUCGUAAUUAAAUGUUUAAUCAUAAGGAUAAGGUUUCGAUAUUGUACAGGUUGGACUGUUUCGGAUGGAGAAAAGCAGAGAAAACUGGUAAUUUUUGAAACUGGCUGUGAGUGAAGUGCAUUUGGAUUAUAUACAUUAUUUUUUGUUUAUAGCCUAAUUUACUAUUUUAUUUAAAUUGAAAACCAAUCUGUACAUAAUCGAAAUGCUUAAAGGGAACUUUUUUCUUAUCUGUGUGUUACAUAAUGAUUGUACUUACUGUUAUAAUAAAACUUCUACUUCCAGAAGUUUCCUGUAAAGUAAACUUUAGAUAUACAUGCUCUAUCGAUUUUAUUUGAGUUUACAAAAUAUGCUGGAACAGGUUUCUUUAUGGUAUAAAAAGUUCUAUUAUGAAGUAGCUUCUUUUAUCUUACUUUUGAAAAGGAAAGACUUCUAAGAUAAUCGAAAAUUCUUUUUAAGUAGUAAAGUUAUGAAUAUUUACCUUUGUGAACAACUAUACGUACGACUAAAGACAAUACUAAGUAACAAAAUACAGACUUAAAGUUUAUAGCGGUUAUUUCCUAUUUUGUGGAUUGUUUGAAUAUUCUUAUUUGGAAGGCUCGUGUAUAAACAUAUACCGCACUACUUUAUACGACUAUUUAUAAAUGUAUAUCGUAUAUUACCUAUUAAAUGUUUCACUCGAAAUAUUGUUUCUUUUCUAUUUAUUAAAUGGUAGAAUAUAAUCGAAGCUGAUCACCGUCUUGGUAUUUAAUGUGUCUUUUCAACUGGGUCGUAGUUCACCAGUUUACGUAAAAGUUUAUUAUAAUGCACUGCAGCAAUUUCUAUUGUCAUCCUGUUUGUUUUAAUGAAUCCAUAAGAUCUCAUACUUCAGUAAAGCUAAGCAUUUUCAGUAAAACAAGGAGCAGCCACCCUGACAUUUGAUCCAUAUAUCAAUUGUUGUAAUUGAUGGAUGGAUAGCAGCAAAUCAGUGUAUCUUACGAAAGUUGAGCUUUGGCAAUCUUACUAAUUAUUGCAAUUAUUAUUAAAUAAAAGUGGAUGGUUAUCUUGGUGUUUGUUCUUGCUUUCUUCACUUGCCAGUAACAAUUGGCUCCUCUAUCCAUUAGUAAUCCAAGAUAUUUGAAUCGAUUACUCUAUUCAAUAUAUUUAUCACUUAUUGUACUCAUUUUGUACAUAUGCUGGUACCAAAUGAUUCUUCUAUCGAUGACAACUAUAUAUUUGGUUCUAUUGCUCCAUUUUCUAUAUCUACUAUUUGUAUUCUCCGAUGAACCAUCA